This is a messenger RNA of Mycena citricolor, 873 nucleotides long. Lineage: Eukaryota; Fungi; Basidiomycota; Agaricomycetes; Agaricales; Mycenaceae. The record is from the annotation of a GenBank genome assembly.
UCGGGCCACAGUGCACUCCAGUAUGUCAUCGGAACGUCGGUCACGAUCUUCCUAUCACACACCCCUUGGUUGCCAUGCCUCAAUCAGGAGUCAGGACGGAUUAUAUCAUGACGUAUCAUCUCCAUCUGUGUCAAGGACUGCUCUAAGACAGGGGCCGCCGCGCACACUCAAGCAUCAACCAACAUGUCGUCUCCCCAGCAAUUCGUCAACUACGCGCUCGGCGGCUGGGAACUCGCCGUGUGCUCUAGCCUGUUACUGCAAGGCGUGCUACUCGGGCAGACUGCGCGCUACCUCGCCAACGGGUUCCACCGCACGGAUCCGACGAUCAUGCGUGUUUGGGUGGCGGGGCUGCUCGUGCUGUCGCUCGGCCGGAAUCUCUUCGGGAUACAGUUGAUGUACGAGCAAGAUACCGCGCACUAUCUCAACUUCCCCGCUGCGCUUGGCGAAUGGCUCUCUGCACGAUUCGACGCGAGCUUUCUGAUUAGCGGCGUACUGGUGUACUACGUGCAGAUGUUUUUCUGCUGGCGCCUCUGGACGCUGUGUAGACAGAUAUGGCUGCCAUCGGCCUUCGCGUUGCUGUUUUCAGCUGGGCUAGUCUGCUCGAUUCUCGCAGUGCCCUUGGCUCAUAUGAAGCAGCCUGUGCGAUGGGCGGCGGCGUACCUCAGCGUCUACUUUGUCAGCGACUUCCUCCUGUGUGGAUCCAUGAUGUUUUUCCUCCUCUCGGCGCUGCCCUCCGCGGCGUGCGCGUUGGCCCUCCUCGCGUCAUCUCAGAAGAAUCCAGACUACGUCGCGGGCAACUCUGCGCUCGCGAUCACGGUCGUCCUCACUCAACUGCUGCCCAUGUCGUACGCGUACUCGCCAUGUGGACGCUGA